AAUGCAAUUUCGUUCUUCUUCCAUUUCCAUCUGAAAAUUUUCUUCUUUUUCUUGCAAUUUGCAAUUAGCAAAUGCAGAUCUGUCUGUGUGUGGGGCCUUCCAGCCAGCUGCUUUCGUCCCCACACACUUUGAAGCUCAUUCAUGGCUUCUCUACUCUACACCCUUUUCUCUCUCUUCUUCUCUCCCUCCUCUAUCUCCCCACCUUCUCAAUUUCUUCACUCACUCAACCACUACCACUCCCCGAAUCCCAAUUUUGAUGCUUCUUCUUCUUAACUUAACCCUUUUCACUCUCUUUCUCCCGGUUCCAAUUUCUAUUCCUUCUGCUUUCUGGGUGCUUGUUUCCAAGUCAUAGAGAGUGUAAACUAGAAGAAAAAUGGAGGACAGACCUUCUCUUAAGCUCACCCGCUAUUUCUUUCUUCUCCAGGCGUUACUCCUGCUCCUCUAUUUCCAUGGAACUAGCUGCAGCCCGUCGACUUAUCCAAUACGGCAUCUUUCAGAAGAGAAACCAAUGGAUGGGAUUUACCCCGAGAUUGCACCGAGUGGAAAUCCAAAGCCAUUUAUUCCUCUUCUUGCCCCAUCUCCAUUGGUACCCUUCACAAAUACCACUGUCCCAAAGUUGUCAGGACAGUGUUUAUUGAACUUUUCUGCAACUGAAACUUUGAUGAGUAUGACUGCCAUUGAUUGUUGGGCUCCUUUUGCACAACAGAUGGCCAAUGUUAUUUGCUGUCCACAGUUGGAAGCUACUCUUGCCAUCCUUAUUGGUCAGUCCAGUAAAGAUACUAAUGUUCUUGCUUUAAAUGGGACGCUUGCCAAAUAUUGCCUCUCAGAUAUUGAGCAGAUUUUGGUGGGGCAGGGUGCAAGUGACCGACUUAAGCGCAUAUGUGCAGUUCAUCCAGCAAAUCUCACUGAAGGGUCAUGUCCAGCCAAGGAUAUUAGUGAAUUUGAGAUGACCGUUGACACCUCUAAGUUACUUGCUGCAUGUAAUAAAAUUGAUCCUGUGAAAGAAUGCUGCAAUGCAAUCUGUCAGAAUGCCAUUUCAGAAGCCGCUACAAAAAUAGCAAUGAUAUCUACUGAUUUCUUGGGUAUGCCUGGAUCUCAAGUCUUGCCCGAACAAUCAUCUAGGGUUCGUGAUUGUAAAACUAUUGUCCUCCGAUGGCUAGCAAGCAAACUUCACCCUGCUAAUGCCAAGGAAGUUCUUAGAGUACUGUCCAAUUGUAAUGUGAACAAAGUUUGUCCUUUGGAAUUCCCAAACAUGACCUAUGUUGCCGAUGCUUGUGGUAAUGGGAUCACUAAUCAGACAGCAUGCUGCCUGGCCAUGGAAAGCUAUGUGACCCAUCUGCAAAAGCAGAGCCUUGUAACCAACUUGCAAGCUUUGGACUGUGCUGCAUCAUUGGAAAUGAAGUUAAGAAAGUCAAAGAUUACCAAAAACGUGUAUGGCCUAUGCCAUAUAAGCCUUAAGGAUUUCUCCCUUCAAGUUGGAAGUCAAGAGUUUGGAUGUCUUCUACCAAGCCUGCCUUCAGAUGCCAUAUUUGAUCCAUCUUCAGGGAUCAGCUUUGUUUGUGAUCUGAAUGACCAUAUUCCAGCUCCUUGGCCUUCUACUACAUCUCAAAUGACAGCUUCAUCAUGUAAUAAAACUAUCAAAAUUCCUGCACUUCCUGCAGCAGCAUCUGCUCAAAGUGGCCUUUAUAAUGAUGAUGUGCUACAUGUCUUGCUCAUUGCUUUCUCAGUGGCCCUCAUGAUGCUCAUUUAGCUUUUUUAUUGCUCUCUUUGGAGAAGACCGUGUCAAGUCAUCAUAAACAAGGAUGCCAUUUUCAUGAAGCUUAUGACAGAGUCUUGUAUCCUCAGAAGUUCGAUCCUUGUGAAUAUUUUUAGAUGUUCUGAAUGUGGGAGAAAUUUGAGUUGGAAAAAUGGUUUCAAAUUCCUAUUUGUUCAUUCUUGCCUGUCAAUGUAAUAAACCUUUUUGUAAAGAUAUAGUAGGAAAGUUGAGCAUGAUGGUGCAACGUUUGAGAUUGUGCUGUAUAUUUGCAUUGCCAUUGCAAGAAGCAAAAAGAUGGAUUUAUAUUACUUUUA
Messenger RNA from Momordica charantia (bitter melon), 2070 nucleotides. RefSeq names its product putative GPI-anchored protein At1g61900. Gene Ontology annotation, cellular component: plasma membrane. Lineage: Eukaryota; Viridiplantae; Streptophyta; Magnoliopsida; Cucurbitales; Cucurbitaceae. The record is from RefSeq and is a predicted model, not a curated record.